AUCUUUUACUAGGGAGGCGUAUCACUAUCAGUAUCAGUAUCAGCAGAAAAGUUGUGAAAAUGAUUCGCAUGUUAUUGGCAAUAUUCUGUACUCUCUGUAUCACAGGAGAAAGUGUCGGUGAUGAUGAGUUCGCACAAAAGAGCCAACUUCCCUUCUGGAAUCAGUCCUUGCCAUGGGACCAGCGUCUAGACGAUUUACUAAGUCGUUUGAAAGUGGACGAUAUGACCUAUCAGCUAGCGAGAGGUGGGGCGGACCCAAACGGCCCAGCUCCCGCGAUUGGUCGCUUGCAAAUCGGCAAGUACGUAUGGAACACGGAGUGCUUGCGCGGAGAUGCACAAGCUGGGAAUGCAACUGCGUUUCCACAAGCGCUCGGCCUAUCAGCUGCUUUCAGUCGAGACCUCUUAUUUGAGGUUGCCAAUGCAACAGGCUAUGAGGUGAGGGCCAAGUACAACUACUACCUGCAGAAAGGAGACUUUAACAACCAUCAAGGAUUGAAUUGCUUCAGCCCUGUCAUCAACAUCAUGAGGCAUCCAUACUGGGGCAGGAACCAGGAGACCUAUGGUGAGGACCCGUACCUGACCGGAGAGCUUGCUAAGAGCUUUGUAUGGGGACUCCAGGGCAAUCAUCCUAGAUACCUUCUAACCAAUGCCGGAUGCAAGCAUUUUGCUGCUUAUAGUGGACCUGAAAACUACCCCUCAUCCAGGUUCUCGUUUGAUGCUAAGGUGUCAGAUAAGGACUUGCAGGUGACGUUCUUCCCAGCAUUCAAAGAGUGCAUCAAGGCAGGAACCUACAGUGUCAUGUGCAGUUAUAACAGCGUAAAUGGUAUCCCUGCCUGUGCUAACUCCUACCUCCUGAACGAUGUCUUGCGGACUGAGUGGGGGUUCAAAGGUUACGUGGUCAGUGACCAGAGGGCGCUAGAGCUGGAGGAACUAGCACACAACUACACCACGUCGUAUCUCGAUACAGCCAUCAAGAGCCUCAAGGCGGGAUGCAAUCUUGAUUUGGGAGUGACGAAGCCUGCAGUAUAUGAUUAUCUUGCGGAAGCGGUUGAGCUUGGAAUGCUGACUGCCCAAGACUUGCGUGACAGCAUAGCCCCCCUCUUCUACACCCGUCUCCGUCUCGGCGAGUGACCCCCUGACCUCAACCCCUACGUCAAACUCAACGUAGACCAGGUGGUGGAGUCACCCGAACACCAGGCAAUUGCACUGAAGGCUGCCCUCAAGAGUUUUGUGCUUGUCAAGAAUGAAGGGAGCACUCUACCAAUAGAGGGCACUAUACAGACUCUUGCAGUAGUAGGACCAUUUGCCAACAAUUCUGAGCUCCUCUUUGGGGACUACGCCCCUAAUCCUGACCCUCGUUUCGUGACCACUGUCCUCGAGGGGUUGUCACCCAUGGCAACCAAGACCAGACACGCCUCCGGAUGCCCGUCCCCCAAGUGUGUAACCUAUGACCAGCAAGGAGUUCUAAACGCUGUGACAGGGGCAGAUGUGGUGGUCGUGUGCCUGGGAACAGGUAUUGAACUUGAGAGUGAAGGAAAUGACAGACGCGACAUGUUGUUGCCAGGCAAACAAGAACAACUUCUUCAAGAUGCUGUCCGCUAUGCUGCUGGUAAACCGGUCAUCCUCCUCCUUUUCAACGCUGGUCCUCUCAACAUCACCUGGGCCCUGUCCAGCCCCUCGGUCCAAGCUAUCGUAGAGUGCUUCUUCCCGGCCCAGGCAACGGGCGUGGCUCUGCGGAUGAUGUUCCAGAAUGCACCUGGGGCCAACCCUGGGGGCAGGCUUCCUUCAACUUGGCCUGCAACAGUGGCCCAGAUCCCUCCAAUGGAGAACUAUUCCAUGGAUGGGCGGACCUACCGCUAUUUCCAUGGCGACCCAAUGCUUUCGUUUGGCUAUGGUCUUUCCUACACGACUUUCAACUACUCGGACCUGAUGGUGUCGCCUGCCGCCAUUCAGCCUUGCCAGAAUGUGACGGUGAAAGUGACUGUCAAGAACAUAGGGAAUCACACGGGAGAUGAGGUAAUUCAAGUCUACAUCAGCUGGCAGAACGUCAGCACCAAGAUGCCGAUCCGGCAGCUUGUUGACUUCUCUCGACAAGAGCUGGCCCCCGGGAAGAGCGUCUCCCUCGAGUUCAAGAUCGUCCCUCGUGUCAUGGCCGUCUACACCGACCAGUGGCUCAUUGAGCCCUGCACCAUCGAUGUCUUCGUAGGCGGGCAGCAGCCCAACCAGAAGGUCAGGGUGCCGUCCAAUGUCUUGGCCGCGAAGUUCCAGAUUGCCGGGGUGGCUACGCCCCUCUCAAAGUGCCCCUACCCGGGGUAGAAAUCAAACAACCACUGCCAGAGCUUGAAGUAAGGGACAUCACAACAUGUUUAAUGAUAGUACUAAAAUUAUUAUUUAUUAAUUUAUAGAAAUUUUUAUUUGACUUUAAGCACACAGUAUUAAAUACCCAUUGAAUUCGAAGCCUUAGAUGCCUCUUAAUUUGGCUAAAAUCAAUGGCAAUGCCUGUUAUAUCAAAAUCAAAUGUUAUUCUUUAGGUUGAUUAAUGGUCUGUACAGUAUUCAUAGCACUCACAAUCAAAUUUCAUUCUAUGAGAAUGCUGCAAAAUCAUUUGUAAUAUGUUGCAUAGAUGUGUUAUUUUCUUAACAUGGAAGACUUGUUGCUCAAUGAAAAUAUAUACUUGUCGGACUAGAAAAUGUAAAAAGAUUCAUAGAUUUUUGGUUGCAUAUUUUUUUAAUUUCGUUCCAGGACAUAACUUUGUGUUUGAACUGAAUAGAAGACUUUUUAUACAUAUGCUUGAACUGUACAUGAUGUUCCAAAAUUGAUUUGGAAAAACGAAAAAGGAAAUUGUUUCUGUUUAUUUUGUCAGAUUUAGACAUCUAACAGCUUUAUUAAAAAAAUGAUUUGAAAUAACAAUCAGAUCUUUAUUAGAUUUUAUAUACAAGUA
Molecule: messenger RNA, 2940 nt
Organism: Strongylocentrotus purpuratus (purple sea urchin)
Lineage: Eukaryota; Metazoa; Echinodermata; Echinoidea; Camarodonta; Strongylocentrotidae
Product: beta-D-xylosidase 1
Biological process (GO): arabinan catabolic process; xylan catabolic process
Cellular component (GO): plant-type cell wall
Molecular function (GO): xylan 1,4-beta-xylosidase activity; alpha-L-arabinofuranosidase activity
Source: RefSeq, a predicted model, not a curated record